Knipowitschia caucasica is the source of this 510-nucleotide messenger RNA. Lineage: Eukaryota; Metazoa; Chordata; Actinopteri; Gobiiformes; Gobiidae. The record is from the annotation of a GenBank genome assembly.
AUGACUAUCGGCAACGGGUGUAGUGCUCUCUGGCUGCGCCUCUCCCUCUUGGAAGAGCUGCACUUCAGCUUAAAGUGGAGCUGUUAUCCAGUCUGGGGCGGUGGAGGUGUGCGCCACAGGGCCCUAUUCCCCAGCCACUGCCUCCCCAUCGGGUUGGCCGGCGGCGGUUCCCCAGCCCUCCUCUCUAAGACCUUCUCGCCCUGUGCUGGGACCAUGCGAGCCCCCAUCAGUAGUUCCUCCCAGUUCUGCGCAUUUGCCAUCAAUUGUGUCCACUACAGUUUUCGGUCCAGACGAGCCACAGUUAGCCGCUCGCAACGCUGCACGUCAUUUCCGUGUUCCUCUGCCUUACGGCCGCACGGACAGUGGCGCAGGUACACGCGGACCCACGUCUCCCCUUACGCUGUAAUCGGCAACGGGUGUAGCUCUCUGGCUGCGCCUCUCCCUCUUGGAAGAGCUGCACUUCAGCUUAAAGUGAUGCUGCUGUUUUGCCCUUAUGUUGCUUGCUACUGA